This is a messenger RNA of Rubroshorea leprosula, 8380 nucleotides long. NCBI's taxonomy places the organism in Eukaryota, Viridiplantae, Streptophyta, Magnoliopsida, Malvales, Dipterocarpaceae. The record is from the annotation of a GenBank genome assembly.
CAUCGGAGGAACAAGAGAGAUUCAGCGUAGAUUUUCUGUGUAUCAGGCGGAGUUCUCCGUUGCAGAUUUUAAAAUCAUAUCUCAAGAAGCGUCAUACCUUUCCCUGAUAACCAGUUCUUGCUCUAAUGGCGACACUGUCUCAUGCUCAGGCUGUGAAGUCCCUCAACAAUUCUGGUGGUCGCAGACGCUUUGUUUUCAAGACUUUCUCCCAGAGGGUAGGGGAAAUUGACAUCAAUGUCUUCCGAAGCCUCGAUAAAAUUAAACCUGAGCCCUCGAAGGGCUCCUCGUUUCUUCUGGAUUAUCUCAUUGAGUGGAGGGAAUUGAAUACUGCAGAGGACUUCAUUUCAUUUUACGAGGAAAUGAUGCCUUUAGUGCAGACAUUACCCUUAGUGCUGUUGCACAAGGAAUUGAUAUUCUCUAAACUUAUUUCCAGAUUACACAUGAAAGCAAGACUAUCACUUGAACCUAUUCUAAGAUUGUUGGCAGCUUUAUCUAGAGACCUACUUGAGGACUUUCUACCUUUUUUGCCUAGGGUUGUUGAUUCGUUGGUCUCUCUACUCAAAAAUGGUGCAGAUAGGGAGCCAGAGAUCGUUGAGCAGGUUUUUAUGUCUUGGUCAUAUAUUAUAAUGUAUUUGCAGAAAUAUCUCAUACGGGAGAUUGCAUAUAUGCUCAAGAUUACUGUCAAAUUAAGAUAUUACCCAAAGGAUUAUGUCCAAGAGUUUAUGGCGGAGGCUACAUCAUUCUUGCUGAGGAAUGCACCCAUUGAGCAGCUCAUAAAAGCACUUUGUAAUUUUGUAUGCAUAAGAAAUAGGUUAAUGUAUAUUUUCUGUUACUGGAUUGCAACAGGCAUCAGGAAAACCAUGUUUGAAGUUGUUAAGAAACCAUUGUCUCUGCGAAAGUCUGCAGUUGGUGCUUUGUUGUAUUAUACUAUGUUGGGAACCUCAUCAAGGUUUCAUUCAGGAGCAGAGAGAGUUCUAAGGUUAUUGGUGGACAAUUCUGUCUAUGAGAUUGGUGAUAGGUUUCCUGAAGGUUCAGACAGUAUUAUUGAAGUUAUGAUUCUUGCCUUUGAAAAAUUAUGUCAGGGGCUAGAAACUGAGCAGUUAACCCUGAUGUGGGAGUGCUUAUAUGAGGAAAUAAGUGACUGCGUGUCCCAGGAAAUGGGUGACUCUGUAACUAGUGGAUCGUUGGUGCAUCUAAGUCGUCUUUUGUCACUGCUUAUUUCUACUGUUCAAGUUAAUAGUGGGCGUGUUGUUUCUGAUUAUCAACAGAUGCUUAAACUGGUUGGGUCACUGGUGGACAAAUUUUUCUCACCUUCUAGUCAAAGAGGGGUUUAUUUGUCUGAAGUUGUUGAUAAGGUUCUGCUGCUAAUGCUAUGCAUUCUUGAUGGGCUCAAGAGUUCUAAUGAUGAUUCGGCCAUCACUGCAUGUUCAUUGCAAUGGGCUCCUGUAUUUGAGUUAAGGAACUCAAGUUUGUUGACUUUUAUAAGAGAACUAUUGCUGAAGGACCCUUGCAUAGUAUAUACAUUCAGAGUUCAUAUAUUAAGUGCCAUGAAUCACUUGAUAGAGUCAUCGGCAGAGGAGGUUAUAUUUCUGUUACUGUCUUUAUGUGAAAGAUUGCAAAUGAACUCUCAGAAUUCUGGCUUCUUAGAUGGGAUACCUGAAGGGAGACUUUCAAAGAUUUGUGAUAUGAUGCAAGGGGCUAUUCAAAACUGGAUCAGGAUUGUAAAAGAUACUGCUGUUGGGGAUACAUCAUGUACUCAACUUGAUAAGUCCAAGAUGGCUGUGUUGUGGGGAAUCAUCCGGUGCUAUCCUCACAUGUUAUACAUCCAAGAAGGUUCAUCUUUGCUGUUGGAUCUGGUAAAUGCACUUGAGCAGCUUCUGAUGAUUGAAGAUGAAACUAUUGCGGGUGUUAGCAAACACAGUUGGCAGAGCCUUGUUGGUGCAGCUUUAAGCUCCUAUAACAAAUUUCAUUAUGGUGAAAAAACUGAUUCUGUAGGAACAAGCAAAUUAUUGCAUCUUGCCAAGGCCUAUAAAUCAUCUCCGCAAGUAUUGUUAUCUGUAGCUGAUUACUUGGAUAAUUUGAAUGGGCCUGCCUUGCAAGUGGAUGGUGAGAAGAAAAUAUAUCAUGCUGAACUUAAAGCAGAAAAUGCUGUGGAUUCAUUAGGCAUAUUUGCAAAUAAUUUGUGCCACUCAGACAAGGGCAUUCGUAUUCCAACUUUAAGGGUUUUGUGCCAUUAUGAACCUCUAAGUUGGGAAAUCUCUUCAAAGGAUGAGCUAGUUGAUAAGAAACUGAAGACAGAAGUUUCUCAGGCUUGUAUUGUGGGUGGUGAAGGAGACAAUGUUCUUCAGCUCCUCCUUUUGAUCGAGACAACUCCACUUUCAGUGUCUACCAGCAGGAAAGUUAGCCUAUUGAUAUCUAAAAUUCAGAUGGGCCUCUCUUCUGGAAGGAUACCUGAAACAUAUAUUCCUCUUGUUUUGAAUGGGAUAAUUGGCAUCUUCUAUAACCGUUUUAGCUAUAUAUGGGAACCAGCAUGCGAGUGUCUUGCAGUUCUCACAAGCAAGUAUGUUGGACUUGUUUGGGAUAAACUUAUUGAUUAUUUUGAGGAAUGUCAAUCCCUUGUUCAGACAUGCUUUGCUCAACUUGACAGAGUUCAUCCUGACUUAUCUGACACAACUACUGAUCUGAUGGGGCAUUUUAAUUCUUUUGUUAAUCCUGCAUCUGAUAGAACACCAUGCACGACAGUCUUGUCCUUAUUGCUUCAAUCUUUACAAAAGGUUCCAUCUGUUGCUGAAUCUCGAUCCCGGCAAAUUGUACCUCUAUUCUUAAGAUUUUUGGGCUAUCAAACUGAUAAUCUUGUGAGUGUGGGAUUAUUUAAUCAUCGUACCUGUAGAGGAAAAGAAUGGAAGGGUGUCCUUAAAGAAUGGCUAAACUUGUUGAAACUGAUGCGGAACUCUAAAUCAUUUUAUCAAAGUCAAUUUCUAAAGGACAUUCUACAAAAUAGGCUUUUGGAUGAAAAUGAUGCUGAAAUACAGAUGAAGGUUCUUGAUUGCCUUCUAUUGUGGAAAGAUGACUUCUUGCUCCCUUACGAGCAGCAUCUAAAAAAUCUAAUCAUUUCAAAAAAUUUGAGAGAAGAAUUGACCACAUGGAGUUUAUCUAGAGAAACAGGUUUAAUUGAAGAUGGUCACAGGGCUAAUCUUGUGCCUGUUGUUCUUUGUCUCUUGAUGCCAAAAGUUAGGAAAUUAAAGACACUUGCUUCUCGAAAGAAUGCAAGUGUACAUCAUCGGAAGGCAGUUCUUGGUUUCAUAGCUCAGGUUGAUGUUCACGAACUCCCUCUUUUUUUCACAUUGUUGAUCAAACCCUUGCAAAUUGCAUCAAAUGGACCUGAUUAUAACAACAUGUUGUUUUGGGCCUGCCCGCAAAGUUCUAUUAAUGAAUUUCAAGCUGUUGAUUGUCUGAAAUAUUUUACCAUGGAAAAUAUAACUGCCCUGUCUUGGAAGAAGAGAUAUGCCUUUCUGCAUGUAAUUGAGGAUAUUCUUAAUGUUUUUGAUGAAAUGCAUGUCGGACCCUUUCUUGAUCUCUUAAUGGGAUGUGUUGUUCGGGUUUUGGUGAGCUGCUCUUCAAAUCUUGACAUUGCCAGGGGUGCUAAAUCUUAUCAAGAAGAAAAUUUUUCUAGUGUCAAGCUGACCUUAGAACAAGAUGUUAACAACACUGCAGAUCAUGUGCUGACAAGCACAGCGGUCAAGCAGUUCAAAGACUUGAGAUCUUUAAGUCUGAAAAUUGUCUCUCUUUUCCUCAACAAGUAUGAAAAUCAUGAUCUUGGUUGUGAAUUCUGGGACCUAUUUUUUGUGUCCGUGAAAGCUUUAAUUGAUGGUUUCAAGCAGGAGGGUUCUAGUAGUGAAAAGCCAAGUUCACUUUUCUCUUGCUUUCUGGCUAUGAGUAGAAGCCACAAGCUUGUAUCUUUGCUGUGUAGGGAAAGUAAUCUUCUUCCUGAUAUAUUUUCAAUUCUGACUCUCACAACUGCAUCAGAAGCUAUCAUAUCUGGUGUUCUGAAGUUCAUUGAGAACCUGCUCAUUCUUGAUAAUGAGUUGGAUGCUGAAGACGUUGCUAACCAAAGAGUUGUACAUCGACAUCUUGAGGCACUUGUCAGCAGUUUGCAUUGUCUUUUUCAGAGUGAUAAUGUAUCUAAGAGGAAAAUGGUCAGGUGUCCUGGGGAAACAGAAAUUACAAUUUUCAGAUUGUUAUCAAAGCACAUAAAGGAUUCAACCCUGGCAAAGAAAUUUGUUGAUAUCCUACUUCCAUUCUUAUCCAAGAAAGUUAUAGGUUCUGAUGUCAGUCUUGAAGCCAUGCAAGUUCUUCAGGAUAUCAUACCUGUUUCAGGGAGUGGUAGUACCAAACAAAUCCUUAAUGCAGUUUCUCCACUUCUUGUCACUGCUGAAAUGGACAUGCGGCUGUGUAUUUGUGAACUACUUGAAGUGCUCUCAAAAUCAGAUCCUUCUACACUUGUAGUGGCUAGACUUUUGGGUCGAUUAAAUAAAAUGUCUGCUGUGGAAAUGGGUGGACUUGAUUAUGACAUCAUCAUCAGUGCAUAUGAAGAUAUUGGAGUUGGAUUCUUUUAUACCAUCCAUGCGGAACAUGCAUUGCUAAUUUUGUCACAUUGUGUAUAUGACAUGUCAACAGAAGAAUUAAUGUUGAGGCACAGUGCUUAUAGGUCAUUACUUUCUUUUGUUGAAUUUUCUGCCCAAAUUCUUAGGCAAGAAGCUACUUGUCACCAUGAAACAGCUGAAGGGGCAAUGGAAGUUGAUGAAAGUUAUUGGACAGCAGCAUGUGUGAAUCGCAUAAUAAACAAGUUCCUGUUGAAACAUAUGGGUGAUGCAAUGAGCCUUGGAAGAUCUGUUAAGAAGGAAUGGAUUGAUUUACUACGGGAAAUGGUGAUGAAGCUUCCAGAAGUAGCAAAUCUUACUUCCAUCAGAGCUCUCUGCUCUCAAGAUGCUGAAAUAGAUUUUUUCAACAAUAUCAUUCACUUGCAGAAACAUAGAAGAGCUAAGGCUUUGUCACGCUUCAGGAAUGUUGUUAGUAAAAGCAACUUGUCAGGGGUGAUUAUAAGCAAAGUGUUCAUUCCACUGUUUUUCAAUAUGUUGUUUGACAUACAUCAUGGAAAAGAUGAACAUAUCAGAACGGCAUGUGUGCAAGCCCUUUCUUCAGUUUCUGCUCACAUGGAAUGGAAGCCAUAUUAUGCAUUAUUGAUUCGAUGCUUUCGUGAGAUGAGGAUGAAUCCAGACAAGGAAAAGAUUCUGCUGCGGCUAAUUUGCGCAAUUUUGGACCAAUUUCACUUCUCACAAAUUUGUGCUGGUCAAGGGGCUAGUAUUUCUUCAAUUCCACAAAAAUGUGAUAGCUCUAUUAUAGAUCCUGAGAUACAGACAUGCCUUCAUAAAACUGUGCUCCCAAAGAUACAGAAGUUGUUGAAUUCAGAUUCUGAUAAGGUAAAUGUUAAUGUCAGUCUUGUGGCACUCAAAGUACUGAAGUUGCUUCCUGAAGGGAUAAUGGACUCGCAGCUACCAACCAUUGUUCAUCGUAUAUCAAACUUUCUGAAGAGUCGUGUAGAAAGUACUCGUGAUGAAGCUAGGACUGCACUGGCUGAUUGUUUGAAGGAGCUUGGACUCGAAUAUCUGCUGUUUAUUGUUCAGGUUUUGCGUGCAACCCUGAAGCGGGGAUUUGAGCUGCAUGUUCUUGGAUACACACUUAAUUUUCUUUUAUCCAAGACUCUUCCAAAUGCCAUUAGUGGGAAGUUAGACUAUUGUUUGGAAGAUCUCCUUUGUGUGGUGGAGAAUGACAUUCUUGGGGAUGUUUCUGAGGAGAAAGAGGUGGAGAAGAUUGCGUCUAAAAUGAAAGAAACUAGGAAGUGCAGAUCUUUUGAAACUUUGAAAAUGAUAUCACAAGGCAUAACCUUCAAAACUCAUGCUUUGAAGCUACUAAAUCCUGUUACCACUCAUUUGCAAAAGCAUCUGACACCAAAAGUGAAAACAAAAUUGGAGAGCAUGUUAAAUCAUAUUGGACUUGGUAUUGAAUGCAAUACAUCUGUAGAUCAGACUGAUCUCCUCAUCUUUGUGUAUGGUCUCAUAGAAGAUGGGAUUAAUGAAGAAAAUGGUUAUCGAACUGAUGCUAGUGAGAAACCUGUUUCUUCAGGUGCUAAAUCUGUAAGUUCACAUCUUCUUACAGUCUUUGCUCUUGGGGUUUUGCAAAAUAGAAUGAAAAACAUGAAAUUGGACAAGAAUGAUGAACAACUUCUAUCAAUGUUGGAUCCAUUUGUGAAGCUGCUUGGUAGCUGCUUGAGUUCCAAGUAUGAAGAUAUUUUAUCUACAUCCCUUAGAUGUCUUACUCAAAUGGUAAGGUUGCCACUGCCAUCCCUUGAAUCACAGGCUGAUAAGUUGAAGUUGACGCUAUUGGAUAUUGCCCAAGGUUCUGUAAAUCCUUCCAAUCCUCUAGUGCAGUCAUGUCUGAAAUUGUUAACCGUGCUUUUAUGCAGCACCAAAAUUACCCUCUCCUCAGAUCAGUUACAUCUAUUGAUCCAAUUCCCAAUGUUUGUGGAUCUUGAAAGGAAUCCAUCUUUUGUUGCCCUUUCGCUUCUAAAGGCAAUUAUCAAUCGCAAGCUAGUUGUUCAUGAGAUCUAUGAUGUAGUACUUCGAGUAGCAGAGUUGAUGGUAACAAGUCAAGUGGAAUCAAUUCGCAAGAAAUGCAGUCAGAUUCUGUUGCAAUUCUUGCUUGAUUAUCGUCUUUCAGAAAAACGUUUGCAGCAACAUCUGGAUUUUCUUCUAGCUAAUCUAAGGUAUGAGCAUCCAACUGGGAGAGAAGCUGUGCUUGAAAUGCUCCAUGCAAUUAUAAUAAAAUUUCCAAAAAGCAUUGUGGAUGAGCAAUCACGGACAUUAUUUGUCCAUUUGGUUGUUUGCCUGGCUAAUGAUCAGGAUAAUAAAGUCCGCUCUAUGACUGGUGAAGUUAUAAGAGUUCUUAUUGGCCAUAUUAGCCAGAACUCACUAAAUUCCAUUCUUGAGUAUAGUCUCUCUUGGUACUUGGGUGAGAAGCAGCAAUUAUGGAGUGCAGGUGCGCAGGUUCUGGGAUUAUUGGUUGAAGUCCUUAAGAAAGGCUUUCAAAGGCAUAUCAAUAGUGUAUUGUUGGUAACUAGAAGUAUUUUGCAGUCUGCUGUCAAUGUUUUUAAUGAUGGGCAACUUGGCCUUUGUGAAGCUACCAUUCCUUGCUGGAAAGAGGCAUACUAUUCUCUAGUUUUGUUGGAGAAGAUGCUACAUCAGUUCCCUGGUUUAACCAUAGAAAAGGAUCUAGAGGACAUAUGGGAAAUGAUUUGUGAGUUACUGUUGCACCCACAUACAUGGCUGCGAAAUGUAUCAAGUCGACUUGUUUUCUUGUACGUCACCACUGUGACUGAUGCUACUAAAGAAAAUCCCCGAAAGUCAUUUGGAGCAUUUUACCUUAUGAGGCCAAGCAGACUUUUUAUGAUAGCUGUUUCUCUCUGCUGCCAGCUGAAAGCACAGAUCAUUGAUGACACAGCCAGCAACCUGAUUAUAGAAAAUCUUGUGUCUGCAAUUUGUUGUAUCCAUUCUUUGAUGGGAGAGUGGGCAUCUGCAGGUCCUGCAAAGUUCUGGUCUACUCUUGAACAGCAUGAUCAAGGCCGCUUUCUUAAGGCUUUCCAGUUGCUUGACUCACGACAAGGAAAGGCAAUGUUUUUGUCCAUUACCUCUGGUUCACUUGACCAAAAUCUUACAGAUGACUCUGAAGAUGUCCGCCAUCUGCUUGUCUCCAAUUUGCUUAAAAAGAUGGGAAAGCUCGCUCUUGAAAUGGAGGCAGUUCAGAUGAGAAUUGUCUUUAAUAGUUUCCGAAAAAUUUCACUACAAAUCGGUCCAGAUGAUUGUGGCCAAUAUGCAUUGCAAAUGUUGAUACCUUUAUACAAAGUUUGUGAAGGAUUUUCUGGGAAAACUAUUGACGAUGAUCUAAAGCAAUUAUCACAAGAAGUUAGCGAAAGUAUACGAAAUACCAUAGGUAUCCAGGGUUUUGUACAGGCUUACAGCGAAAUCAGCAAAAGUCUCAAAACAAAGAGGGACAAAAGGAAACGUGAGGAAAAGGUCAUGGCUGUCGUGAACCCAAUGCGGAGUGCUAAAAGGAAACAGAGGAUUGCGGCAAAGCACCGUGCUAAUAAGAAAAGGAAAAUUAUGACAGUGAAAAUGCAAAGAUGGAUGCGGUAGGAACCCAAACAAUCCAAGAUGCUGUCAAGUAAAUGCCCCUGAUAUACGGCACGCUGUAUAUAGCUGCGAUAAUGAGCUAUCAGUUGUUGUAACCUUCAUUAUCUUUUAGGUCCAUAAUUUUUUUUUUUUUU